Messenger RNA from Labrus mixtus (cuckoo wrasse), 4390 nucleotides. RefSeq names its product matrilin 4 (gene matn4). Lineage: Eukaryota; Metazoa; Chordata; Actinopteri; Labriformes; Labridae. The record is from RefSeq and is a predicted model, not a curated record. Gene Ontology annotation, molecular function: calcium ion binding. Bases 339 to 2408 code for a protein of 689 amino acids. The transcript is spliced from 17 exons.
UCCGGCCGUCUUAAUACCUACACUCCAUCCCUUCAUCAUCCUGCACCUCCUCAUUCCAGCGGAGAGUCAAACCGAGGAGAGUCAGUCCUCACGUCACUGAAACAGUCUAAAGGAUAAACUACAGCAAACCGUGACUUCACCGUGUGUGUGUGUGUGUGUGUGUCUGUGUGUCUGUGUGUGUGUACCGGGACUUUUUUGCUGCGGACGUUGGGUUUUCUGCUUACCUGUCCCAUCCGCCGCUCGUCGGUGCGUCGUGUCCGGACAGCAGCGUCCCCAGUUUGAUCCAGUUCCAGUCGUUCCAGCUGUGAGCGACCCCUCUGCACAUCUGUAUCAUCAGGAUGAAGAUGAGACAGCUCCGAGCUCUGAGUGGCUUCUUACUGCUCAGCCUGGUCGUCCUCGGCAACGCCCGGCCCAAAGCAGGUCCGGAGCAGAAAUGUAAAUCUGGUCCGGUGGAUCUGGUCUUCCUCAUCGACAGCUCUCGCAGCGUCAGACCCCACGAGUUUGAGACCAUGAGGAAGUUCAUGAUCGACAUCCUCGCCACCCUCGACAUCGGACUCAACGCCACCAGAGUGGGCGUGGUUCAGUACUCCAGCCAGGUCCGCAGUGAGUUCUCUCUUAAGACCCACGCCACUCUGGACUCCAUGGUCAAAGGCAUCAAUCAGAUCAUCCCGCUCGCUCAGGGCACCAUGACCGGACUCGCCAUCAAAUACGUCAUGAACGCGGCUUUCAUUGCCGAGGAGGGAGACCGGCCGAAGGUUCCUAACGUGGUCGUGAUCGUGACCGAUGGACGUCCUCAGGACCGCGUGGCCGAGGUGGCGGCCGAGGCCAGAGAGAAGGGCAUCGAGAUCUACGCCGUGGGUGUGGCCAGAGCUGACAUGACAUCACUGAGGGCCAUGGCGUCCCCGCCGUUCGAAGACCACGUCUUCCUGGUGGAGUCCUUCGACCUCAUUCACCAGUUUGGACUUCAGUUCCAGGACAAGCUCUGCGGAAUGGAUCUGUGUCUGGAGUCGGAUCACGGCUGUGAGCACAUCUGUGAGAGCUCGCCGGGCUCCUUCCACUGCCUCUGUCUGCCCGGAUACACCCUGAACGACGACGGCAAGACCUGUGCAGCCAUAGAUCUGUGUGCUGAGGGGAAACACGACUGUGAGCAGGUGUGUGUCAGCUCACCUGGUUCGUUCACCUGCGACUGCAACAAAGGAUACAAACUGAACGACGACAAGAAGACCUGCACAAUGAUCGACUUCUGUUCCUAUGGAAACCACAGUUGUGCUCAUGAGUGUGUGAGUGUGCUCAACGGCUAUCACUGCCGCUGUAACCACGGCUACCGGCUGCUGGACGACGGCAAGACCUGCCAGGCCAUCGACCUGUGUGCUGAGGGGAAACAUGACUGUGAACAGAUCUGUGUCAGCGCUCCGGGCGUCUUCAGCUGCGACUGCAACGAAGGAUUCAAACUCAAUGAAGACAAGAAGACCUGUGCACCCAUCGACCUGUGUGCUGAGGGGAAACAUGACUGUGAACAGAUCUGUGUCAGCGCUCCGGGCGUCUUCAGCUGCGACUGCAACAAAGGAUUCAAACUCAACAAAGACAAAAAGACGUGCACAAACAUGGACCUGUGUAACACGGUGGAGCACGGCUGUGAGCACCAGUGUGUGAGCACUCCAGGAUCGUACUACUGCGUUUGUCCUGAGGGACGACUGCUGCAGGACGACGGCAAGAGCUGCGGCACCUGUAAGUCUUCAAACAUCGACCUGGUUCUUCUGAUCGACGGCUCCAAGAGCGUCCGCCCACAAAACUUUGAGCUGGUGAAAAAGUUUGUAAACCAGGUGGUCGACUCUCUGGACGUGUCCACUCACGGCACCAGGGUCGGUCUGGUUCAGUACUCGAGUCGAGUCCGGACUGAGUUUCCUCUCAACAUGUAUCACACGGCCGAGGAGAUCAAAGCUGCCGUCAUGAAGGUGGACUACAUGGAGAAGGGGACGAUGACGGGGCUCUCUCUGAAACACAUGGUGGAGAACAGUUUCUCUGAGGCCGAGGGCGCUCGUCCUGCAGGCCGCAACAUCCCCCGCAUCGGGCUGGUGUUCACAGACGGACGCUCGCAGGACGACAUCACCGAGUACGCCAAGAAGGCCAAAGAAGCCGGGAUCACCAUGUACGCUGUGGGCGUGGGCAAAGCUGUGGAGGACGAGCUCCGUGAGAUCGCCUCUGAGCCCGUGGAGAAACAUUUUUACUACACCAACGACUUCACCGCCAUCAGCAACAUCGCAGAGAACCUCAAACUCAACGUGUGUCCAGAGGAGAGUCAGGGGGAGAUCGAGGUGAAGGACCCCUGUGCCUGUGAGAGUCUGGUGGAGUUCCAGCAGGCCACCAUGAGCAGCCUGGAGCAGAUCACACAGAAACAUAUCCUUUAAAAAAACACCAGUCUGAAUAUUCCUCCUUAACGGUCCGAUACUGGCCGGGAUGACGGCUCGUCUGGAGCAGCUGGAGAACCAGCUCCUCUCCAGGAAGUGAUCACCAUCCGGACACCACAGAAGAAGAAGAAGAACAGAACGAGGAGGAGGAGGGCACAUCCUGGAAGCAUUUAAAAAAAAAAAAAAAAGAGGAUCAGAAACCCUCAAAUCAUCGGACGGCAACCAAAGAGUCUUUUUUUCCACAGAGCCUCUUCAUGAGGAGGACUUUUAUUCUGAAAGUUUGUGAUGCAGAAACUUUUUUAUCUUAAAGAUUUUUAUUCUUUUAAUCUUCAAACACAACAACAGAAACACAAAGCAGCUUCUCCAGAACUAAUCAAUCGAAUGUUUCUAUAAGACAGAAGAAUGUCACAUCUUCAAGCUUCAUCAGAAAACCUUUUUAACUUCUGGAUUUUACAAACUACAGAAGCCCUGAGAGGACAUUUUAACCCGUCCUCCUGUGAGUCAUUCUCUGUUGUUUUCUCACGAUUCUUACUGACUUAUCUGGUUAUUUGGGGAUAACGACGCUGCUCUCUGUGAUAAUGACUUGAUCAUUUAGUUUUUUUAUUUUAGAGAUCUUUUGUGUAAAGGAAAGCCGAGUGGCGUCUCGAGAUGACGACAUGAAUGAGUUAAAAUCUUGAGAAAACAAACAGAGAAUUGCUCACAAUCACCUGAAAAUGGAGUCAAAUAUUACAUAUUGAUCGUAAGAAACCCCCCCCCCCCCCGCACAGAUUGAAGGAUGAGUCCCGGGGGGGGGGGGGGGGGGGGGGUGUCACCUCCAUGUUGUUGAUUCUCUCUCUGUGCAUGAAGAGGAUUAAAGGCUCUCUCUGUUAACGAUCAAACUCUGAUUCUCUCGAAGCGCCCGGUUUAUACUUGAUCUGUUUUGUACGGUUUGUUAAAUAUGAUGUAUUUAUAGCACAUGGUUCUUUUGUUUUUUUAAAGUAGAGUAGAAUCUUUUUAAGAAAAAGAGAUUUACAAAUGAAGUGUUGUUACCACUCCCCGUAUAGAAUCGAUCUUUUUUAUAACAAAUCUAAAACGAAUCAGUCGAGGCGUUGCAGAGAUGAAGAGGAAACACGUUUAGAUUAAAGCACGACCGAUAAAUCAGCCGGCCGAUAUCAGCGUAUCCAGUUACUAUCAGUAUCAGCUGAUUUUAUCACAGAUAUGCGCCGAUAUUACUCCAUUUAUUCACCAGACAAAUAUCAUUAAAUUUGAGUUUCAUUUUAUGACACUAGCAGUUCUCUGUCACCAGCAGAGGGCGCUAUAUCGAUUACAACAAACAUCAUCACUCCAGAGUGAGUUACCUUCCAGUCGAGUGACCAUCUUGUCUUCAUUAUAAAUCUUUUCCACAAGUGUUUGAUAACUGAACUCAAGAAAUGUGUAAAUCUAAAUCUCUACAGAUCUAAACAAGAUAUCGGCCGAUAUAUCGGCAUCGGCUUUCUCCCUCCCCAAUAUCGAUUUCAGUAUCGGCCCAAGAAUCAUAUAUCGGUCGGGCCCUAUUUUAGAAAACGACAAAAAAGGGAAGUUAUUGAGUUUAAAGUCUCAUAUUUCACUAGCUGUGGUCUGUUGUUGAUAAAGAGAAUGUGGUGAAUGAGACGAUAGUUUUAGUUAUUUUACGCAGAACAACAAACAUGAUUUCUUCACUCUGCACUUUCUACGUGUUCUCUCAAACAAAGCGUCCUCACAGGGUCUGUAUUUUCUCCCCGGCGGCCAUGUUUUUCAGCCUCUAUUGAGCGUUCUGUAGUGAACCAGGAGGCCAUGCAGGGUACUGAGUGAACGACAGCAGACUGUUGUAUAAAGAAACAAAAGACCACCACACAUGUAUCCCCCUUUAUAUUUGAAUGCUUGUAUGUUUUUGUAUAUUUUAUAAUAAAGUUACCUUUUUUGUAUUUUUCUGAUGACGCCCCGUGUAACAGCUCAGAGGGCAAUAAAAGAGACAACUUUUCACA